UUAGGUGGCACAAUCAGAUAGAAUCAUAGAAUAACUCUUCUCGUCUCCCUAAUAAUCCAAAACCUGCUCAGCGCGAGCGUGAGUAUCCGGCGACCAAAAGCGUUUGCAGUCAAAGUUCAGCCGGAACAGAAUAGAACAGGUGAAAUCCAGUGGAUCUUCUUCUUUGCUUUCGCUCAUAGGCUUGCGCGGUUUCAUUGGCCAGAUCUUGACUGGUACUUCUCAUCCCCCUUAAGUAAUGGAUUUAUCCACCAUGGAUCGUGGGCAAAUCACUCUGAUGGGAGCAGCAUGCUGUACAAUGCUCAGUAUGCAUUUCACGGUGCAGCUACUAUCUCAGCAUUUUUUCUACUGGAAGAACCCAAAGGAGCAGAAGGCUAUAAUAAUCAUUAUCCUUAUGGCUCCCAUAUAUGCUAUUGACUCUUUUGUGGGUUUGGUAGAUAUCCAGGGAAGCAAAGCAUUCUUCAUGUUUUUGGACUCAAUAAAGGAAUGUUAUGAAGCUCUGGUGAUUGCUAAGUUCUUGGCUUUGAUGUAUAGUUACCUGAACAUAUCUAUUAGCAAAAACAUUGUACCUGAUGAAAUCAAAGGGAGAGAAAUUCACCAUUCCUUUCCGAUGACUCUUUUCCAGCCUCACACUGUCCGGUUGGACCACCAUACACUAAAGCUUAUCAAAUAUUGGACAUGGCAAUUUGUGGUCAUCCGCCCAGUAUGUUCAAUCCUGAUGAUAGGGCUACAAGUCCUUGGGAUCUAUCCUGCCUGGUUAAGUUGGACGUUCACCAUCAUUCUCAACAUUUCAGUUUCUCUUGCCUUGUACUCUCUGGUGGUCUUUUACCAUGUCUUUGGAAAAGAGUUGGCACCACAUAAACCACUCACAAAGUUCAUGUGCAUCAAGGGGAUUGUCUUCUUCUGCUUUUGGCAGGGAGUGGUGCUUGACAUUCUUGUUGCAUUGGGUAUCAUUAAAUCGCAUCAUUUCUGGCUGGAUGUGGAGCACAUACAGGAGGCGCUCCAGAAUGUCUUGGUUUGUCUGGAGAUGGUCGUCUUUUCUGUUCUCCAGCAAUACGCCUUCCAUGUUGCGCCUUACAGUGGAGAGGUUGAAUCAAAGAUGAAAAGCAAGAAGAAUGAAUAACGUGAAGGUCUUGAGGAAACUUAAGACUUUUUAUAUGUUUGUUUUGAAAUGAUUUUUCAAGUUCUUCGAUUUAUUUUCAUGUCAUUUGCAUAAAGGUGAGAUGAUAAACUAAGAAGUGAUUUUCUGUUAUACAUUUGACUUGCAUCAGAACUUAGUUUAGUCUGUAAAGAAAGUAUACAGAAAGCCAGAUGUUGUAGCUCCAAUUUGACGAGGAGAAUGGUCAAUAAAUUAUUACUGUUUUUUCUCA
This is a messenger RNA of Tripterygium wilfordii, 1367 nucleotides long. RefSeq names its product transmembrane protein 184C. The record is from RefSeq and is a predicted model, not a curated record. Bases 236 to 1120 code for a protein of 294 amino acids. Gene Ontology annotation, biological process: transport. The transcript is spliced from 5 exons. NCBI's taxonomy places the organism in Eukaryota, Viridiplantae, Streptophyta, Magnoliopsida, Celastrales, Celastraceae. Gene Ontology annotation, molecular function: transporter activity.